GGAAAUGGCGGACCCAGGUUCUAUUGAUGACUUGCUAUCAUCUGAAAUCGAUGAAACAGCAGUGAGCGCGUUAGUUGGGUCCCUAGAAUCCCAGUUAGCUUCACCAACAAAUAAGGAACCACCGAAGACAAUAUCAGACGCCUCCGUCAACAAUAAUCAUAUUGGUACAUCAUCCACCAAUGUAACUUCCACAAACCCCAGUUUUGUAGCAAACUCGACGACAAGUGCCGGACAGAAAGGUUUGCCAAUUCAUAACAACACUGCCCUGAAUGCUUCCUUUGGUCCCACUUCAAAAUCGAAUCUUUCAGAAAAUCAGAUUCUUGGAAUUGCCUCUAUUAUAAACUCUUCCCCAGUCCCUGCAACCACCGGAGGGGUUUCCCUGCUGAAUGUAAACACUGUCAAUAGCAAGGCUGCUAAUCCGUCUCAUAUACGGAUUAUUACACAACCCCAAAAUAAUGCAAUCAACCCAACAAACACAACUGUUGUACAUAUACCAGCUUCCAAUACAGGAUCGUUUAUGAAUAGUAUAGGCAACAGCAAUGUCAAUUCUGUUACUACAAGUGUACAUGGAACAAGUGGCUUGAGUGCCACCAGAGACAACUCUGCAGCAAGCAAUGCUAUUUACAAUUUAGCCACAAUUGCUGCUGAACAGAAGCCUAUUUCAGUAGCCCAAAAUGGGAGUCCUCAUCAGCAGACUGUACAGAACAUCCACAGAGGUAAAGAUCCAUCUGUGUCAUCGUCUCAGCCUUUCUUAAUGAAACAGGAGCCAGGAAAUGUUGCAGUGAAACAGGAAAACAACCCAAGCUCACCCUAUAUAAUAAAGCAGGAGGUGAAACAGGAGUCUAUGAACAUGCAGACUAUUCAUUUGAAUGUGCCAGGUACACAUUCAGACAGUUCCAUGCCCUGGAGGAGCCCAUUUAAGUGGUGCAGGUGGAAUAUGCACAAUGUGUCGAUAUCAAAUAUUAAGGGCAAUGCUAGUCCAAGUGUGAUCACAGUGCGGACACAACAUCAACCCCAACAACAUGUGACGGUGGUUCGACCGUCUGUGGUGUCCACUCAAGGGACAAGUGGGGGACCUGUACAAAUUGUGAAUGUUAAUGCAUCAGGUACCCGCACUACGGGCAUGUCUAAAGGGGGUCAAAGGAUGUCCAAUCCUAUCCGAAUCGCAGCACAACAUCCCCAGCAGAUCAGCAUUGCACCUCGGCAGCAAUCAGCGAAUACAAUAACAUUACAGCCUGGUGGAUUCCAAUUGCAACCGGGGACGCUCCUGGUGAAGAAUGAACAGGGACAGCUGAUGUUGAUGUCCACGACGGGGCAGGGAGCUGUGCCGGGGUCGCAGUCCAUCGUCACUACGGUGCCAACAUCAACCAAUAAGUUACAGAAUGUCAGGCCUAUAACAACACAGGGACGUUCUGGUACUGUUCAAACGUACGUUACAAUCCAGCCACCUGUAGGUCAAGGUCGUGGGCAGCCUACUGUUCUCCAGCAGACUGGUGCUACCAUGCCUGUAGUCAACACUCAUCUUCCCAGUACUGCUCCCAACACAGUACAGGUUCCAGGGUCAAUUGGGCAGCCACAAGCAGCAGUAUCUGGGGGUGGGGCAGCAGCAGCAGCAGCAGGGGUGGCACCACACGGUCCAGCCUCUCAACCAAUGGAAAAUGUGAAGAAAUGUAAAAACUUUCUAUCAACCCUCAUCAAACUGGCCUCGAGUCAGCCACCACAGACGGUCCGGAAUGUCCGUGAACUUAUACAAGGCCUCAUUGAUGAUCGGGUGCAGCCAGAGAUGUUCACAGCAAGGUUACAAGAAGAGUUGAAAUCUUCACCACAGCCGUACCUUAUUCCGUUUUUGAAAAAAAGUCUCCCACUGUUGCGUCAGUGUCUUAUAUCCAACAAGAUGACAAUAGAAGGAGUGACGGCGCCCAAGGGGAAAGUAAUACAGCAGCAUGUACCAGCAGUACAAACUCAACAAGCCAUACAGCCCAACCUGCCUGUCCAACAUCUGCAGCAGCAAGCCUCAAAUACUCUUGGAUAUGGGGGAGGGACACCUCAAAAUCCCAAUGUCCAGUACCGGUUGUCAAAUAAAGGUCCUCCCCUGAAUGCGCUGCCCCAGCCUGUUCAGUCAUUAGUCCGCAACAAGCAGGGAGUCACGUCCUCCGCCCAUGGAGCCAUGCCAACCACUGUCAGUGCCUUGCAGGCUCACAUGGGAACAAGCAAGAGUGAAUCUUCACAUAAAGAGAAGAGAAAGUUUGAAUCUCUCAAAGAUGAUGAUGACAUCAACGAUGUAGCUACCAUGGGAGGUGUCAACUUAACAGAAGAAUCCAAAAAUAUAUUAGCUACCAAUGCAGAAUUUAUUGGAACACAAAUACGGUCUUGUAAAGACGAAACGUUUCUUUAUCAUGGGCCAUUACUGAGUAGGAUACAUGCAGUAGCUAAAAAACAUGGUGUGGAAGAAAUAGCAUCAGAUGUAGUGAAUAUUAUUUCCCAUGCAACACAAGAGAGACUUAGGAAUAUGGUAGAGCGAUUGUCCACAAUAGCAGAACAUAGAAUAGAAAUUUACAAGAUGGACCCAAGGUACGAGGUUACGAAAGAUAUAAAAUCUCAGUUAAGUUUUUUACAAGAAUUAGACAAGUUAGAAAAGAAGCGGCAUGAAGAGCAAGAGAGAGAGAUACUGUUACGAGCAAUAAAGAGUCGGUCCAAAAAUGAAGAUCCAGAGCAGAUGAAAUUGAAACAAAAAGCCAAAGAGUUUCAGCUACAGGAGAUCGAGGCCAUGAGGCAGAAAGAAGCUAACCAGACUGCUCUACUUGCCAUCGGUCCACGCAAGAAGCGGAAAACAGAGUCAGCCGAUCAGGGGCAAGGGGCGGGAUCCAGCAGCAGCUCUCUCAGCAACGGUUUAGGUUCGUCAUCAGUCAGGCCUUCAAUGUCAAGGCCCAGAAUAAAGCGAGUGAAUCUCAGGGACUUGAUGUUCUUGUUGGAGCAAGAACGGUCGUCCACAAAGUCCAACAUCCUCUAUAAAGCAUUCCUAAAGUGAGUCUGUCCCUGGAGGGCUGACUGGACUAACUUUCUGGCUGUGAUCCUGAGGGAGUUGUCUCCCCCUGCUAGUGACACCGCAGGUUUACCUGCAACGUGACCUCAGUAGUGCUAUGCCGCUGGAACGGGCGGGCGGGCGGAGGGUGGGCAGGCAGGCGGGGCCCUGACAGUCACCACUAUGUGAUAAAGGUGGGACGUGAUUCAAGGGAGUUGACCACAAACUCCAAGAUCAGGAGCAGUGUUUACAGAAUGGUUGAUCAGACUCGAAGUCUGAUGUCUGAGACAAAGCAGUAACUGAAGCUCUGUGGAGACUUGUUGUUUCUGGGAGUGAUAUUGUGACCACUGUUCUUUCCGUGUUUGUCGGCAGACAGAAAUGUAUGUAAAGAUGUUUGACACUUUGAGAGGUGACAAUAAAACUUCGAUAUAUAAAACUGUUGCUGAGCAACCUAGACACUAAUAUGUCUGCAUUCACUGUGUCUUUAAGGAAGGAUUUAAAUCAUGGGCAGUGCACAAAUACCUGGAAACUCUUCAUUGACCAUGGUACGACUACCACUUGGAUGAUAUAUUAAUAUGACUAUCAAAUGGUGGUAACCUAGCACCAAGCAGGGUGUGACAGCGACCACUGUACUUAUAUAAAGGCAGCAUCUGUGUCAGCUAGCACCCACCUGAAUAACUUCUGCCUCGUGUGGUGAACUGUAGGCAGUGGUGGGCCUACCAUCAGUCCCACAUUCAGUAUUGUGAGUAGGAAGGCAGUGAAGGAGGAGCACAUGAGAAUCAUAAUAUCGGACUCAUUUAUUGACGCCAUACACAGCCUUGAGACACACACACUGUGUGGAGUAAGAUCUGGAUACAAGUGCUGUAUUGUCACUGCCAGUUGCAUAGAAUCACAUCAAUUCAUUCGUCAUGUUCCUUCGCGAGGAGAAUGCCUGAGACACUUCAGUUUGGUUGCUAUGUAACCAAUCGGGAACACCAGGUCAGGAUAUUGAAGGCUCAUCUCUGCUCAGGGCAUGUCACUCUUGACCUGAAAUCUUUCUGGUCAACAUCUCUAAAUAAUCAUAUACUCGGAGAAAGGCUACUUUACCUCAAUUUCUGAUACAGGUUUACAGUCAAUUUAAUUUACAGUUUAUGGUCAGAGGAGCAAAUCGGAACUUCCUUGAAUAUUAUUUUUUGGAUCAUUGCUGUUUGGGCUGAACAGGAGACUGAAUAUGACAUGGCAAUUGGCAUCACUGUCUUGAGUAACCAUGGUGACAGAAGUGACUGGUUCUCAGUGUGCUCUACAGGUGGCUCCGGAGAUGAGAUCAAGCAAUACUGACAAUAUCACACCUACUGUGCAAGGGCACACAUCUAUCACAUUGUGAUACAUUGAUUGUAUGUUUCAAUUAAUUUAUUUUCCUUUUGUAGGCUGGAGUAUUAUCAUCUGACAUAAUAGUGAUUGGGAGGAGCAGAUAUUCUGUAGUAUAGUGACUCGAAUGGAGGAAAUGUACAAUUCAUGGAGCGCUAAGGGCUGGUAGCAGUGAAUCUCUUCUCAUAAGAUUUGUAAUGAUAUGUAAAGACAAGAUGUGUAUUGUGGAAUGGAAACCUGUUUUUUCUAAUAUGAAAUAAAAAAGAUCAAUAUAACAUGUUA
Haliotis rubra (blacklip abalone) is the source of this 4651-nucleotide messenger RNA. RefSeq names its product transcription initiation factor TFIID subunit 4-like. The record is from RefSeq and is a predicted model, not a curated record. Gene Ontology annotation, molecular function: protein heterodimerization activity; RNA polymerase II general transcription initiation factor activity; DNA binding. Gene Ontology annotation, cellular component: transcription factor TFIID complex. Lineage: Eukaryota; Metazoa; Mollusca; Gastropoda; Lepetellida; Haliotidae. Gene Ontology annotation, biological process: transcription initiation at RNA polymerase II promoter; DNA-templated transcription.